GAAAUUGUACUCGUAUGUACAAGAAGCUGCAGCAGCAAAGGCUUACGAAAGUUUUUAAGUGCCGUGGCAGAAGGGAAAAUCUAAAAUCCAAAGUGACCAAUAUUUUAAACUAAAAACUAAACUCUAUAUAUGAUUUGAAAAAGAAAAAAAACAGCCAAUAUGAAGGAGUUUAGCAAAAUGUUUGCGCGACGAUAUAGUUCAGUAUCAAGAGACGUAGAGGCCAGCAAUCAUCGGCAGUCAGCAGUGGCUCCUGGAUCUGGGUUGAGCACAGACGCAGAUCCUGCGGUGGCUUGUGCCGCUCAGGCAGCACUGCAACGCAUCCAGCGCCGCAAAAGUCUCAAGGCAAAUCGUUCAAUGAAUCCGAUAGACAUACUAAGCAGCUUUUUCAACGAGCCAAUCCAAGGCAAACGGAAUCGAGUUCCUACCCGCUUAUUUAUACUUCUAGUCAUCGGAUUUUUGGCAAUUAUAACAGCUACACUGAUUAAAGUUUUGGAACCAUAUGAUUUGAUAUUUAAAUGGAAGUUAAUCAUGACAGAGGGAGGUGAGAUCUUUAAUCUGUGGGCCCAGCCUCCAGUCGAUCUGUAUAUUAAGAUAUAUUUGUUCAACAUAACCAAUGCCAAAGCGUUUUUAGCGGGUCGCGAGCAGCUUAGAGUCGAACAAGUUGGUCCCUAUGUUUAUAAAGAGAUAAUGACCCAUGAGAAUGUAACGUUCAAUGCGAACAACACCAUGUCCAGCACUCCCAGUCAUCCCUUAGUCUGGCAGGAGGAAAUGUCUGGGAACUGUCGUGAGGACGAUGAGGUUGUAAUGCUCAACAUUGCCAUGCUGGCAAUAUCACACCUUACUGCCAACCACCCGUUCUUAGUUAGAAUGGCUCUGAAGACACUACUCCUGAGUACAAAGUCGGAGCCAAUAGUUCGUGCCACUGCCAAGGAAUUCAUGUUUGGCUAUCCCUCCGCCCUGGCCACUCUCGGCAACACCUUCCUCCCAAAUUGGAUUUCCUUUGAAAAGGUUGGGCUUAUCGAUCGCAUGUACGACUUUUCAACGGAUUUCGAGACGUUCUACACAGGCGUGCCCAAUCCUGCGCUGUCGGGAUUAUAUGCAUCGUAUCGCGGAGAGACAACGCUUCCACAAUGGGACGGGGACCAUUGCAGCAAUAUAGAGUUUGCAUCUGAUGGUACAAAGUUCAAAAGCUUCAUUCAGCCAAACGAGACCGUUAAGUUCUUCCGAAAAAGCAUGUGUAGACCGAUAAACUUGUAUCGGGUGGGAAACGAAAAAACCUAUGGCAGCCUUAAAGGAUAUAAUUAUGUAUUUGAGGAUAACGCCUUUGAUAAUGGGGCAACUAAUGAAGCUAACAAAUGUUUUUGUAGAAAAGGUGACUGUCAGCCGGUUGGACUUAUUGAUGUUACUGACUGCUAUUACGGAUUCCCAAUCUCCUUAAGUUUUCCACACUUCAUGAACGGUGAUGAGGAGCUCCAAAAAAACGUCACCGGCAUAAGUCCAGAUCCGGAUAAACACUCAUCAACAUUUGUCAUUCAACCGGAAUCCGGCCUGCCGUUGUCACUCUCUGUAAAAGUACAAAUUAACAUGCACUUUAAGGACCUGAGCAAUUUUCCAGUAGUAUCUGUAUUUAAUCAUCUAACAGUGCCAAUGUUGUGGUUUGAAAUCAUGAUGUCAAAGCUGCCCGACAGCUUGGACUCGCGGUUCAACUUUUACCUGAACAUUUUGCCGUUAGUUAAUCCCUUAGGCUUUUGGAGUGGCAUCCUGUUGGGAAUAAGUCUUUUGGGGUAUGCAAUAACCAAGGCCACGCUUCACAUGUCUACCUUUUCCCGACGAGCUGCUAAUAUAACAGAUGUUAAAUAUGUACGAGCAAAUUUAAUUCAAAACAUCGCAGGUGAAACAGCAAAUCACGCUUACAGUGCGUGCGAUAUUAAGUUACUAGAUGAUAUUUCGGUUGUAAGGCAUCCUGUUAAUAAGCAAACAGUCCAGGACUCGGCACUUAGUUCAAAAACAACAUACGCCCUGGAUAUGGAACCUGCUUUAUUAGAUACGAGCGAUAGCAGCGACGAGGGGCGAGACUGUGAUAUUGUUUCCAUAUCCCGUACUUCAACAAGCACCCGCUAUUGCGCAGAUGAAAAAAAAUGCUGCCUCGGCGACGAUAUACGAGUCGAGUGUUUCACCGAGAGCCGAGCUCCGCUAACGAUUUUGAAAAGGGAAGAACAGCUGCAUUAAGGCAACAGGUGACAUGUAACUCAGGGAGGCCAAAGUUUAUCAGCUCGCUUCUCGCCAUGGAGAAGUCACCAUUUAGUGGUUUUGGAUGUGUAACCGAUCUGGAACAUUAGGUUUUUGGCUAAUAAAACUAAGUUAUAGAAUACAGCUCUCGUAGUGUUAAUUCAAUCGCUAAUUUGAUUCAAUUUAUUUUAAUACACCCGCUAAUAGCUGUUUAAAAACUGUGAUAGGUUUAAACAAAAAGUUGUAGUUCAUAAUGUUUAGAAGAAUUACAUUUUACCCCUGUAAAUAUAUCACAAAUGCUUUUUAUUGA
This is a messenger RNA of Drosophila mauritiana, 2539 nucleotides long. Its product is annotated as scavenger receptor class B member 1. Gene Ontology annotation, cellular component: cytoplasm; membrane. NCBI's taxonomy places the organism in Eukaryota, Metazoa, Arthropoda, Insecta, Diptera, Drosophilidae. The record is from RefSeq and is a predicted model, not a curated record. Bases 160 to 2229 code for a protein of 689 amino acids. The transcript is spliced from 10 exons. Gene Ontology annotation, molecular function: scavenger receptor activity.